Molecule: messenger RNA, 3293 nt
Organism: Lytechinus pictus (painted urchin)
Lineage: Eukaryota; Metazoa; Echinodermata; Echinoidea; Temnopleuroida; Toxopneustidae
Exons: 7
Coding region: 317-2233 (638 amino acids)
Cellular component (GO): cytoplasm
Molecular function (GO): acid-amino acid ligase activity
Source: RefSeq, a predicted model, not a curated record
CUCUAGUAUUUGGUCACCUCACGUCCCACCGUUUUUUUUUAUUUGGGGGGGGGGGGGUAGGGGAACCGCACAAGAGUUCUCCGACCCCUCCUCUAUUUGCCAAGAUUUUUUUGAAUUAACAUCAAUCGCUUUUGAACUUUGAAUCGUUUAGAAGCACUACUGACUAAACAAACUUAUAGCUAUAGGGCCGACAGAAUACCACCAUGCGAUCAUGUAAUCGCGACGUGCACACCAGACUUUGUGGGGAAAAGGAGUACUUGGGUGAACUCCUAGUUUGGCCUUAAGCUUAAAUUGCUGACUGUUAUAAAGUUCCAAUAUGGCGGGCUUAUACUCGAAGUUGGGUAGAGUAUCUGCGGUGUGCGCAUCACUGAGUUGUGUUUCGCUCAUAGGUGCUUACUGCGCUUGUCUUCCGAUAUGGGUGCGUCUUAUAUCAGGUAUUUUGGGUGGAAUCCUUCUCGUCCUGUCAUUGGUAUAUGCUUGGAUCUUGAUCCAACGUCCCUACCCCAACCAAAGUCUCUUCGAGGUAUCCAUUCAUCUAUUUAUCUACGUCUUCAUGGGUCUGAAAGGAAAGUCGGAACAUUCGGAAAUCAUGAAGUCAUGCAAGAACCCGAUCCGACAUCAGCGAAACCUCUGGCAAGAGAUACUGAACCUCAACAGGCGUACCGCGUAUGCCGAUGACCACGGUCUUCGAGGGAUGCAGACGCUUGGGGACCUCCGGAAGCAGCAUCCCCUGACGAGCUACGAACGGUACCGGCCGUACGUCGAUCGCAUGACGGAAGGCGAGGAGAACAUCCUGGUGGAUGGACUGCCAGACUCCUACAUCCGAACAACAGGCACGACGGGGAAGCCCAAGUACAUCCCACAAAAGCAGAAGAGCAGGAUGUUGAUGAGAAUCGGCGCGAUGAUGGCUUAUAUUUCUGAUCAUCAUUAUUCUAUCAACCCCCUGGCAAAGACUCUCUACUUGUACGUCGCACCGAAAGUCCUCAAGACAAAAUGUGGGACCGUUAUAGAGACGGCGGCCACUAUGUCGGAAGAUGAGGACUUGGCUUUCGUCAUGUAUCCUUCGCCAGCGAGCGCGUAUAAGCUCGGGACGAUGCACGAAGCGUUCUAUCUCCAGCUUCUCUUUGCUCUCAAAGACCGCAACCUUGGUCGUGUGAUCAUCGGGUUUAUCCAUUUCCUGGAGAGCGCUCUGAAGCUUCUGGAGAAAGAAUGGGAGAACCUCACCAGGGACAUUGAGCAGGGCGCCCUCAACGCUGACCUCAACAUCCCACAAGCCAUCAGGGAAGGUGUUGUCAAGGAACUGAAGACGUACGGUCCUGAUCCUGAUAGAGCUGCCGAACUGCGUACAGAGUUUCAGAAAGGCUUCGUAGGUAUACUCAAAAGGAUCUGGCCAAAAGUACAGUGUGUUAUGGGGAUAGACUCAAAUGGAAGCUGGCCGAGACUCUCUAAAACCUACUGCAAAGGUUUAAACUUGCUGACUCCGUUCUACGGCUGCUCUGAAUCGUGCCUUGGUAUUAACCCGGGCCCGGAUUUCAUCAAGAAGAAAGGAUACAUACCCCUGGCCAAAUGGGCUGUCAUGGAGUUCAUCAAGGAGCAAGAAAUGUCUUCGUCAAACCCACAAACUUUCUUUUUGCACGAACUGGAACUUGGAGAGAAAUACGAGAUUGUCGUCACCCAGCCGUUUGGUCUUUAUCGAUAUCGGAUGGGAGAUGUAAUCGAGGUCAUAGACUUCCAACAAGACAUGCCCAUCAUUAAUUUCUUGUACAGGACAGGACAAAUGCUUAAUGUCCGGUAUGAGAAGUUAGACCAGCGGAUUGUCUCUGACAGCAUUCUGGCAGCUACGGCGAAGUGGACAGACAGAACACUGGUAGAGUUUUCGGUAGCUGAGAGCACCAUGAUCGAUGAGAAAUGCUCAAUCUACGAGCCGAACGAAAUGAUGCCCUACUACAUCUUCUUUCUUGAGAUGAAAGAUUCUUCUUCUGAACCGCUCUCCGAGGAGCAGAAGUCAAUGAUCGACAAGGAACUUCAGGAUCGAAACAGCGAUGUGAAGCGGCUUCGAGGGGAGGGGGCCAUAUCACACCCUCGUGUUCACCUAGUCCGCCCAGGGGCGUUUGCAGAGCUGCAACACUACAUCAUCACCAACACAGAGGCAACUGCUAACCAGUACAAACCACCCCGAAAACUUCGAACACCCGCAAUAGUCGAGGUGAUGGUUAAGAACAUUGUCCAAUAAAUUAAGUCAAAUAUUUCGCUCUUGAAUACCCUUUAUUGAUGUAGGCCUAUACGUAACCAAUCACUUUGGAAAAAAAAAUCAUUGAAAUAUAGGCCUACAGGCGGAUAUCCAUUAGUCCGUCCUUUUGUUGAAAAAAAUGUAAUGAUGAUAAUAAGGACUUGAUCAUACUGAUGAGUGACGAGGAUGGUGAUGGUGAUGGUGAUGAUGAUGAAGAAGAAGAAGAAGAAGAAGAAGAAGAAGAAGAAGAAGAAGAAGAAAACGGUGAUGGAGAUGGUUGGGACGAUGAUCAUGGUACACUAAUACCACAAAGGAAGCUAUUUUUGUAUUGGUUUAGGCCUACUAUUAUGUUCACGAUGAAACCCUUUUAAAAGUUCUUUCAAUGAAUUAUGAUCAUCAUAAUCAUUUCCGUUUCAGUGUCAAUAUCAUUACUCUAAUUGAAAUUGGUAUCCAAAUAUGUUACUCGCUGCUCAUGCUGCGUGGUCGUAUGUUAUCACCAGUCGAAUAGUAUUCGAAAGAUGGACUAUUGAAACGUCAUACCGCUGAAUAUGAAUAUUGAGGUGGGAAAAAUAUUUUCACGUACUGCUCACCUUGCGCUUUUGUAUAAUUUGGUAAAAGCUCUCUAUCCAUCCUGCUAUUAUUGUUAUUGGUAGCAGCACCAGUUGUGUAGCAUCAAUAUGCAUGACGUUCUUUUAAAAAUUAUUUUCAUUUAAGCUGAAUGCCAUGUACUAAUCUCUCAAAAUAACAAAUUCAAAAAUUCAGAACCAGCUUCUGUAUUCUCAUGUAAUCUAUCGAAAAUCAAAUAAAGUUGAUGAUGCAGUAUAAAUGUUUUUGAGUGAGUGACAGAUUUGUUACAUAUGUUAUUUCUGAAUAUAUUAUGUAAAGUUUUCCACUCAUUUUGUUACUCAUGUCUAUUUUUAAACAACUAAAAUUCAUGUUUCGGCUCUUUUUGAAAAUAAAUUUGUUUUAGAGCUCUAUGAUAUGUAGUUUGCUUUAAAUUGGUAACUUGUAUCCGAAUCAUUGAAGCCAACGGACUUCAAUAAAUACGAUAAGCUCCUCUUAA